Messenger RNA from Ictalurus furcatus (blue catfish), 1065 nucleotides. RefSeq lists its product as uncharacterized. Bases 148 to 891 code for a protein of 247 amino acids. The transcript is spliced from 3 exons. The record is from RefSeq and is a predicted model, not a curated record. Lineage: Eukaryota; Metazoa; Chordata; Actinopteri; Siluriformes; Ictaluridae.
UUUUUGUGUUCUUUUAAAGAAGAGGGCUGGUCCAGACUCUCAGAAUUAAUCCCUUCGACUUCCUCUAUCAUUUUUACUGUAUCAUUCUUACUUCUGUGGAGACUCACGCAGCAUCUCUGGACUUACAGAUUCGGAACAACAAACACCAUGAAAUUCACGGUGUUUCUCAGUGGAUUCCUGCUGCUCUUUCUGCUUACUGAUUGGACAGAAAGUGUUGAAGGUGACCGUGUGGACAUAAAAACUCUCGCCCGUAUUAUAGGCUUCUUUGAGAAUAACUAUAAGAGAGUUGAUAACGAUGGGCAUCCUCGUCAGUACGCUGUGGCCAUCAAUGUACCGAAGGAACAGUGUCAACAGAACUUCAAUCCUACACCGGGCAACUUCUUGACUCAGGAGAAGGCAAACAAUGUGAAAAAUGCUAUUUCUGAUGACACAAAUGCACUUUACCAAGGUGCAGAGCUCAUCGCAGCAGGAACUAGAAAGGUUGUAAUCAGUAAAAAGAAGCAAUACAAUAUGCAUUCAGAGUCUCUCCUACUGAACAAGCCGCCCGAGUUGUCCAUGCCGCCCAUGACAAAUCUCUUGAAUAAAAGAAAAGACGGCUGCUCUGUUUUCUACACCUUUGACUCUCCCUGUGUUGACACAUGUCUAGAUGCGACAGGCAGUCACAGCAUUAUAAAGGCCCUGGAGAACUGGAAAAAUCACGAUGGCAUUAAAGCAUUUGUCUUCAAGAAUUUCUGGAAGUUUGACACAGAAAAAGAUCUCCAGACCAAAUUUAAGCAGAUUGUGGCUAAUAUUCCUCUCUACCGCUGUGUGAGUGAGAACGAGUGUUACGCUUGUGGAGGGGAAGGAAACACUCCCAUAGAUCAGCACUGUCUGCCUCAAAAACAGAAUUAACAGUUACGCAGUAGCAUUAAUUUCAUUCCUGAGCGCUUCUGUAUCAAGAUCUCUUGUUUUGAAAUUCAACAUGCUUAGAUGAACUAGUAAAAAUGCAUUUGAGAAAUAAUCUUGCUUCCUACUUAAUAAAAUAAUAAUAAAAUACUUCUGCUUGGCAAAUUUUGUGUUUGGAUU